Molecule: messenger RNA, 938 nt
Organism: Gigantopelta aegis
Lineage: Eukaryota; Metazoa; Mollusca; Gastropoda; Neomphalida; Peltospiridae
Exons: 6
Coding region: 93-611 (172 amino acids)
Source: RefSeq, a predicted model, not a curated record
GCUGACUGUUGCUGGGAUCUGUACACUAAAAUCGGAACCACUGCUGCACAUAGAGAUCAGAACUUCGCGACACCGCAGAGUACAAACCGAACAUGCAGAUUGAAAUCUUCUUUGCAAUUGCAUUCCUGCUACAAUGUUCAACCGCACUGUCUGUGAUAGAGGUGCGAAAUAAAACAUUUGAAGACCUGGACGGCCACAAGUACAACUUUGAAAUUAAGGACAACGGAGAGCAGAUCAUUUUCAGAGAUGGUCAACGCAGCGAAAUUGCCAUACCACUAAAAGAACACGGCUUCUGGGUUGUGAUAAAAGAAGAUAACAAGGACGUAUGUUACGUCGUCGAUAUGACAAAGGAGGAGCCAAAUGAUAGACCGUCGAACGGGCAAUUCAAGUUGAUUCCUUAUAAAGUCAAAACGAAUCAAGAAUUUCACCCCGAUAUAAAACGAACUUGCGAGGAAUAUGGCGGAGAGGGCAGGAUCAUCAUCCAACUGGAACCGAAAGACGGAACCAACCCUUCAACUACUUUUUCUCUCUUCCAAGGUCACCGAGGGGGCGAAAUUGUAAAACGCAGAGAAGAUCCAAUUAUUAUAAUCAUCAUCAUCAUCAUCAUUUGAGAAUAGGCGUAGCGUGAUCUGGACCUGGGGGGGGGGGGGGGAGAGAGAGGUUCGAAUAUGAUCCCAAGUGGACCUUUUUCUAUUUUGUUUUUGCACCACCCGAACCCCCCUCCCCCCAGCCUACGCCCCUGCAUUCGACAAUGCAGUCCACGCUUUACUGGCAUUAAACUUCAUGUUUAUCUUAGAUUCUGAAUAACAAUUCCUUGUCAACUAUAAAAACAGCUAUAUUUCAAAAAUUGUCCAUCAUAUUAUUUGACACUAAUAAUAACAACACACAUAUUAUUUCUAAGUAAAUUCGCAAACGGAAUUAAAAUAUAAUCAGCAUUU